UCAAUCUCUCCCCUAACCAACCAUACCAUACCAUGGAGAUUGAGUGCCUUCAUUGGAUUGCUUGUCUGUUUACGGCGGCGCUCAUCCUCAUCUCUACCCUCCUCCGCCGCCGUCGUAAGAACCUAGCACUGCCUCCAGGGCCUAAACCCUGGCCCAUAAUCGGAAACCUUAACCUCAUUGGCCCCUUUCCCCACCGCUCCAUUCACGAACUCACCCUUAAGUAUGGACCCAUUAUGCAGCUAAGGUUCGGUUCUUUCCUGGUGGUGGUUGGCUCCUCCGUCGAGAUGGCUAAGGUUUUCCUAAAGACUAUGGAUGCCAAUUUCGUUAACCGCCCAAAUUUUAGUGCCGGAAAAUACACCGCCUACAACUACUCCAACAUCACGUGGUCCCCUUACGGGCCAUACUGGCGGCAGGCGCGGAAGAUGUGCCUCAUGGAGCUCUUCAGCGCUAGGCGCCUAGAUUCUUUCGAGUUCAUCCGUGUCGAGGAGUUGAACUCGUUUCUUAUAGACCUGUUUAAAUCAGCUGGAACCCCGAUCACACUUAAGGAUCAUUUCAGCACGUUGAGUUUUAAUAUCAUCAGUAGAAUGGUUCUUGGAAAGAGGUAUAUAGAUAAAGACGGGAAUCCAAUCGUAUCAUCAAAAGAGUUGAAAGAGAUGAUCGAUGAGUUGUUAUUACUAAAUGGGGUGUUUACUAUAGGGGAUUCAAUCCCUUGGUUGGCCUUCUUGGACUUGGGCGGGUACGUCAAAAGGAUGAAAGUCUUGGGCAAAAAGUUUGACGAAUUCCUAGAAUAUGUGCUUGAAGAGCAUAUCGCAAGGAGGUCCAUUGAUCGGGAAAACUCCGAUAACAAGGACAUGAUGGAUGUGUUGUUAGAAUUGGCCGAUGAUUCGACUCUUGAGGUCAAGCUUGAAAGGCGAGGUGUCAAAGCUUUCACUAUGGAUCUCUUAAGCGGUGGAACUGAAUCCUCUACGAUCACUUCAGAAUGGGCAAUGUCAGAGAUGUUGAAGAAUCCGGAGACCUUCAAGAAGGCACAUGAAGAGUUGAACCGCGUCAUAGGCCCUAACCGUUGGGUCAAAGAGAAAGAUAUGCCAAAUCUCCCUUACAUAGAUGCUAUAACAAAAGAAACUAUGAGGUUGCAUCCGGUAGUUCCAAUGCUUGUGCCGAGGGAGUCUAUUGAGGAUUGUAAAGUUGCAGGUUACGACAUUCCUCAAGGAACUCGAGUCCUAGUGAGCGCGUGGAGCAUCGGACGAGAUCCGACACUUUGGGAUGAACCGGAACAAUUCAACCCAGAUAGGUUCAUUGGAAAGACAAUUGACAUGAAAGGGCAGAAUUAUGAGCUUUUGCCAUUUGGGGCUGGCAGAAGAAUGUGCCCCGGGUAUAGUCUAGGACUAAAGGUAAUCCAAACAAGCCUAGCUAACCUCUUACAUGGGUAUAAGUGGAGUUUGCCUAAGGGAAUGAAUAGUGAUGACUUGAAUAUGGAAGAAAUUUUUGGUCUUACAAUUACAAAGAAAAUCCCUCUUGUAGCUGUGGCUGAGCCUAGGCUUCCACAAAAUAUGUACUAUAUUAUGUAAAAACUAAUAAUAAUGUCA
Messenger RNA from Impatiens glandulifera, 1586 nucleotides. Its product is annotated as trimethyltridecatetraene synthase-like. Gene Ontology annotation, molecular function: monooxygenase activity; heme binding; oxidoreductase activity, acting on paired donors, with incorporation or reduction of molecular oxygen. The transcript has 4 exons. Lineage: Eukaryota; Viridiplantae; Streptophyta; Magnoliopsida; Ericales; Balsaminaceae. The record is from RefSeq and is a predicted model, not a curated record. Bases 33 to 1568 code for a protein of 511 amino acids.